This is a messenger RNA of Aspergillus ibericus CBS 121593, 1608 nucleotides long. Its product is annotated as GATA-like domain-containing protein. Bases 1 to 1608 code for a protein of 535 amino acids. The transcript has 3 exons. NCBI's taxonomy places the organism in Eukaryota, Fungi, Ascomycota, Eurotiomycetes, Eurotiales, Aspergillaceae. The record is from RefSeq and is a predicted model, not a curated record.
AUGGAGAGUCUCCCCAAAGGUUUGCUGACCACGGCGACCAAGGUAUCGACGGAGCUGGAUGGCAUGGGCCCGGUGGAUAUUGGAGAUGUCGUGCAUCUAUGGAGAGUCUACAGUGCCAAUCCCUCAGCACACGAUGACGACGUGGGAUACAGACUGGAAAACUUCUUCUGGAGGAUAUGGGGUAGCCAGUGCCUGAAUCAUCGUCUUCAGGGAUCGACGCUAGCAGACUUGUUUUUACGUAUCUCCGAACCCAACCCGUUCAGUCUAGUGCAGUUAAGCAAGGCGGCGAAAGCAGCUCGAUUGUCCAAGGAACACAACGAGAAGAAAGUCCCGGAAAAGCCGGGUGGCAGCAGCAAGGCGCCACUUCAUCCCAUUCUGAAGAAGCCCAGAAACGGAAGUUCCAGCGGUGAACCACAUAAAACGACUCGUCUGCUUCUGACGGACAUUGACGGUCAAAGCACGACUCGGAAACCAUCAAACCCCCCUACUCCUGUUCCCCCAGCAGCGCCCACAAUGGGCGAUAUUACACCCCGGCCAACGCAGAAAAAGGCGUUUGUUGUUGCCAGCAAAGCCAAGAAUAUCAAGCGUCGGCCUGUCAUCAUGCGGCGCAAGUCUUCACAGCAGUCGUCUGGUACCAGUUCUACCCGUGUUCAAAGCCCACAACCAAGCCCACCCCAGCUGACUUUGGAUUAUCAUGAAAAUCCACUCCGGCAGGAAAGCGGCAGUGUGCCUGAUGCUGCUGGUGUUAGCCACCCCGUGGACUCUGAAACCUCGUCUGAAGGCCAUCGUUUACCUAGUUCAGACAUUGCUGUGUCUCCGAAAGGCAACAAAUCUGGACCCGACAAAGGUCGCUUUGCAGCCGAUGUGUUUGAGGAAGCAGUCGGCGCGGGGGAAGCCCAAGAGGAACGACCGCCCGAGCUCCCAGCCUUAUUUCUGUCUGAUUUGAGGGAACUUCUCGACACGGACCGCCCAGCGGAAGUACAUGUCAAACUUCCACCACCACGUCGAAGAGCGUUCUAUGCGGUCAAGUCAUCCCCUCCUAAACCGAACUUCUUCUCAUCCAGUGCAUGUCGUCGCUACGAUGCUCGGUAUCUGUCGACAGAGAACUACGAACAACCGUCAUCCAUGAAACUCGUGGAUAAGAACUUCCGACAGCGGUUCUCGGAUCGAGUGCACCAGGAGCAUGUUCUAGUUUCUUCCCUAGGGGCGCCCGAACCUGAGAAAGAGCCAAAGGCAGUACCUCCCAAGCCGACUCGAGCCGAAUCUAGUAGCACCAUUACCAACGCCACUCUCUCACCUUCACGGUUUGGAGACUCGCACGGGAAUGCAUCUACGGCUCCGAGCUCCACCGUGCCUUUCCGGACACCAUCCCACGAUGAUAGCUCUGCGUUUUCGACUGACAGCCAGGACAGCACGGACGAGGAUGUGCCUUCUCUGCUGACGCCGUUCUCCAUGCCGCCUAGUCGAAGCCAGCUGAGCGUGAUGAUCGAGCGGAGUCGACAGCCAGGGACAGAAGAGAAUGAGCAAGUCCGGCACCAGCCUGAAGAGAUUAAGACCGGAAUCAAUGAAAUCGCAGAGAUUGAAGAGAUUGAAGAGAUCCGAGAGUGA